Schistosoma haematobium is the source of this 10978-nucleotide messenger RNA. Its product is annotated as DNA repair endonuclease XPF. Gene Ontology annotation, cellular component: nucleotide-excision repair factor 1 complex. The record is from RefSeq and is a predicted model, not a curated record. Gene Ontology annotation, molecular function: single-stranded DNA binding; damaged DNA binding; single-stranded DNA endonuclease activity. The coding region runs from base 9913 to 10905 and encodes 330 amino acids. Gene Ontology annotation, biological process: nucleotide-excision repair involved in interstrand cross-link repair; double-strand break repair via homologous recombination; resolution of meiotic recombination intermediates. The transcript is spliced from 7 exons. Lineage: Eukaryota; Metazoa; Platyhelminthes; Trematoda; Strigeidida; Schistosomatidae.
AAUUUUUAAAUAAACGUCUAUUGGCCUCCAUUCCUCGUUCUCUCUGUGGUGUAGAGUGUUCAGUUAACAUUGUGUGUGUUGGGCUUUAGGUCUUCCCGUCUUCCAGUGACUGCUGAUUACACGUGUUACAAUUUGAUUAAACAGCGCUUUAGGAUUUUAGCUGAUGUCAGUUCGUGAUGAAAAUUUUAAAUCUAAUUCAUAACCCUAACCAACUGUAAAUCAUAAUCCUUAUUCUUCACACAGGUUUAUAGCUCCCAUUUAGCCCUAACAAGUAAAUGGACACCCUCAAGGCUGCUUUAAUGUCGCUCAAAGGUCAUCCAUAAGUUAUAGUUUCACCGAAUUUUGGUUACAUCAUUUAUGUAUACAUAAGUCCUAAUCCUUAGUUCCGAUCUCUAUCCAUAUCUUAAGUUCUAUAACGGAGAUGCUAAGCUAUUCAUUUAUACUUACUGCCUUCUGAAUAGCUUGAUAGAAUCUGACAAGGUAGUUUAAAGACUCACAAGUCCGCUCUUACACUGCAUAUAACCAGUGCUUGUAGCUGUUUGUUUUUCUAUCCGUGUAAAACAUUACUGAUCCAGGAGGCUCUGGUUAGAAAUUCUAGUGUAGAUAACAAAGAUUAUUUUAUCGUCAUUAGUAAAACUACGAAAAGCGCUACAAAACCGAGAGCCUUCGAUAAAGAACGAACUCUUAUAGAACAGCAAGCUAAUCUUAUGUGAAAGUUAUAUCUCGAGUCACUUCGACAGAGAAUCUAGAUAUAUUAGUGACUUAGAGAGUCAUAUCAUGAAAGGUCCAGUUGAUGGUGAAUAGAAAUCAUAGAGGCAAAGAAGGAAAGGUCAAAUUGUUCCUGAUACUAUUGCGUGGAGCUUGGAGGGGUCGAGUGACUCGGAUCCUGAAUCCAGACUUUCAUAUGCUUCAUAUUAAGUUGAGCUGUUUGUCUGUCUCAUAUUCCCGACUUGUUCAUCAGGUACUCAUGUCAAGAACUAAUAAGUUUAAGCAAGAGAGCCUAUGGUAGUACUGAUUCCCCGCCACGUAUACUUAUUAAGGUUCCUAGGGUUUGAGUAACAAAAUCUCAAGUUAACUUGUUCUCAGGAGAAAGAUAAUAGCAAUACGCCGGUGUAACUGGAAGAUAGAAUCAAGAGGAGAACGGGUGUGUCAGAACGAGUAGUCUGGAGACUGUUUAGUUUGACUACAAACUACCACUCGCUACUUAUUGAAAUAAACAAGACUGGUAUGGUAACAAGAAAGAAAAUAAGACUACAGAAGGAUGCUUUAUUCAGCAGUUACUAAUUAAUACAUUCACAAUGAGAGUUACAUAUCAUUUUAAAUGUUCGGUCAGUGAAUAAAUUUGGACGAAAGUAACUAAAGUUAGUCAAUAAUCUAACAUGUAGUAUGAUUUUCAUAGUAAAUAAAUAGACUUGACUGAAAAAUAUUACUCACUCCUAGUUUGUAUGUUUGUUUUAUUCCUAACAAUAACUACCACUAGGUUAACUUUACUAUUGUUUUGGUAAAAUAAAUGAAAAAUAUUAUUUGGGCUGGUGUUCUGCGUCAUGAGGAAGGAAUGUUUUUCUGUCUAAAGGACGACAGGCUCUUAGAUCACGUCUUUCAUGUUAUUUGUUUAUUAUAUUUGAACACAUCUUUCAUGUUUGGCUAAUCUGAUUCCGAAAUUGGAUUUGGCUUUAGCAAAAGGUGAAAAUAUUCCGGUAGAUGUAAUUUUUAUGAACCUCAGUAAAAACUUUGAUUAGAUCUCUCAUUUGGGUCUUUGAGCAAAGUGGGAAGGCUUCGUAAUGGAUUAUACAUCAAGAUCAGACUGAUGAAUUUCUUAGUGAUAGGAGGCAACGUGUGAGAGUAAACAGCACCUUGUUAUUGUAAGAAUAUGUGAAGGCUGGAGACUGGUGUUUGUUAGCAGUAAAUUAUAGCAUGCUCAUGGUAUGGUAAAUAGAUCGUUGUGACGAAUUAUGCAAGUAGAUAAUAGAUGAAGGGCUUUCAACUAACAUCAAUAAUACUAUUUUAAAAGCCACAGCAAUUAAUGAGCACAGAAUCAUGGGUAACUAAGAUGGGCGCUGCCAAAAGUUUCCUUAUUUUGUAGGUAAUCCGUAAAGCCUGUCAUAACUUGGAGAGAAAUACAUCUAGGAUAUUCUGCCCGACGUAUGUGAGACCUCGUUUGAAAUACCGAGUUCAGUCAACGGAUCGUUGUUCCAAAUAUGAAACGGAUAUUCUGCAACGGGUUCAACGACGAGGAACCAAAAUUGCAGUCUUUCUGACUUGUCUUAUCAAUAGGCUGGGACGCUUCAACCCAUUUCUGUUACCCGACAGUAGAUCGUGGGGUGACGUAUUACAAUGUACUAAACAUUGGUUUUUGUACUAAUAUGUUUUAUCUUUCUUUUCAGGUAGUCUGAAAGGAUAUUCUCAGAUAGUUCCAUACCAAGAUCAAAUCGUUUAAAUCUGGAGUUGUUAAUUACUGGAAUUCUCUGACAGAAAACGUAGUAUCAGAACUUGUUGAUACAUUCGAAGAGAUAUUGUAUCUUCACAGUACUAUAAAUCUCAAUGGUUAACAUGGGUCACUUGACCUCUUACCCUUACUCCUGAAGACUGACCGCAUCCUAUUCAUAAAUGUAUGAACUGCUUGAGUACGAGGCUUCUAUUCUUGUCGACAUUCACCACGAAAGCUCAUUGCUGGUGCUUGCUGAUGGUCUGGGAAUGGAUACAAUUAUUUAUAACACACUAAGGUUACAUUCAGAUCCUCACAACUUAGUGCUUGUUUCGAACUAUCGUCUCCCAGAAGCUCGUUUUCUAACAGGUAUACUGGAAAAGAAUGGAAUAAUCCACUCUCCUGGAAUAAUUACUGCCGAGGUAAAUAAUAAGGAACGUGAGGCAAUUUACAAGCGAGGUGGUGUGGUAUUUGUCAGUUCUCGCAUAUUAGUUGUGGACUUACUGAUGGAAAGAAUGCCUGCCACUUUGGUUUCCGGUGUCUUAAUUCUUCGAGCACAUGAGCUACACGAGGCUUGUCAAGAUAGUUUCGCUAUUCAGCUUCUCAGAGAACGCAAUCCGCAGUUGUUUAUCAAGGCUUUCAGUGAUAAUUCAUUGUCUUUGACUUCUGGUUACAAUCAUGCAGAAAGGAUUAUGUUGCAGCUGGGUAUUUCAAAGCUUGUUCUUUGGCCAAGAUUCAAUAUGCAGGUUGUUUCUUGUCUAAAUGAAAGCCAACCUGAUGUGGAAGAAGUUCGCGUAAGAUUUUUUAUACUAUAACUAUUGCUAUUACAUUUUGGAAUGAAAACACAUACCCACUAGCGAUUAUAUUUGUAGGAUGAAUACAUUUGUGCAUCUCGAUCUUAUCUUUGUGGUUUGGUCGUUGAUAAACUUACACUCAGAAGAUCCUAAAUUGGAUUGAUCUUGUAUUUAUACUUAUUUCAACAUCUUUAGAAAUUUACUAGUUAAUUGUCUUACGUAAUCUUUGUUUUAUCAGGUAAAGUUGACUUCAGAAAUGAUUAUUUGUCAGUCGUGUAUACUUGACCUUAUGAAGGCCUCAUUGAAAGAAUUAUGCGAUCAAAAUCCAACACUAAAUACGGACGAUCUUACCUUAGAAAAAGCUCUGUUACCGAAUUUCGACAGUCUUGUCUCGUUAUACGUUGACCCUGUAUGGAAUCAGCUCAGUUCAGUCAGUCGACGUCUUGUCGGAGAUAUUUCAAGCUUGAGGCGUUUACUCCACUUAUUGAUUGAAGGAGAUGCUGUCAACUUUUUAACCAAUAUGGAAGGUUUACGUCAAGCCGCUUUAGCAAGUUUAGGCGUAACUCAAAAGAGUGAAAUAAAUUCAAAAAUGGCUGCUUCAAGAGGUUGUCCUAGUUGGUUUUUGAUGGAUCAAGCUGAUCGUCUUUUGGCGUCUGCAAGGUCUCGUGUAUAUGCUGAUUACAGCAAAAGUAUGUUCCUACAUUUUUUUAAACUACUGUAAGUACUUUCGUUGACAGCAUUUUAUGCUUUGUCAACUAUUCAUUUUCAUAUUCAUCUAAGUUUUCAGGGAUUAAAACAAUUCGUAAUUAUUUAAUUUCGAAAUAACUUGUUCACAGUUAGCUUGAUAGUAUGGUUACAUAGUUGUGUGUCAAAAAUCUUUUCAGUAAUCCUGGCUGAUAGAGUUUGCGGAGUAAUAUCAGUGAGCUGAGAUAUUCGUCAAUAAAUAUUCAGUGUUUAAAGUGCGAAAUCGUAAUGGGAAAUUCCAGGAGUUUAUAUAUUAUCUAAAUUGAUCUUUAUUAGUUGGUGUUUUAAAUUCCUUUUCAUGGCUCAAUGACCUUUAUUUAUCUCAUUGAAAUGCCAUAAUUUCAUUUCUGUUAAGCGAGAAUAACAAAUUCGAUAGAAAACAGUGAAUUCGUUGAGAAUUUCGUUGUCACUUAUUCAGCAACGUAUAAGGUAAAAUAAAUAAUAGAUAUAAGUGAUUAAAUAUUAUGACAUAACUAACAGUGUAUUUUAUUAACAAACCAAUGGAAGCCAACAGUAUGUAAUCCGACCGUUUGAUUAAGUGUUAAAAACUCAAUCGUCUUUUUAUUUGCAGUAUCCUAAAAGAUAUUCUGUUCGUUGGAUCAUAUCUACAACGCAAAAUUCAUCAUAUAUUUGGUCAGUUUGUCAUCAAAUACUUCUUGUGGAUGUUUGGUUUCUGAAGUAAAAUUUAUGUUUGUGGACGCGUGAAAAUAUUGUAUCCUUAAAAUGCACCACAGUGAAUUCUUCCAUAUUGAGCCUAGAUACCAUUCCGUUCACGAGUCAUUGUUAGGAGAUGGAUCGUUUCCUGAAAAUUCACUCACAAACGACCAAUAAAUUGAUGUCAUAUCAGUAACAAUGAUUAAAUUCUCAAACCGCUCGCGUACGUUUACAUCAGGUGCUGAUUCUAAACACAUAAUAAAAAAUUCUAUUAAUCCCAACUAAUUUUCCCGUCAUCAUCGGUGAACAAACCUUUUGUUUUUCUUUCAUGCUGUAAAUCGUUUGGAACUUGAUCAAGAGUCAUUCGGAGGCUUAGUACGAGUUUGGUUGAAGUGUACUUCAAGAAGUAUUUACGUUGGGUUCAUUACUAUGUUGAUAUUUCGAUCCACGUAGCUAGUAACCGAGUCAUAGCAUCCGCGAUAGGUAUUUAUGACGCAGUGACAACUUAUCUAGAUGUGAAGUUGGCUUUUUAAUAGUACAUGAAACUAAUGAAGCUGUAACAUAGUGAUUACGUACAACAACAUUAAAUCCUUCCUACUACAUCCUGAAACUCAUCAUCAGCGAGAUGAAUUCCCUGUAAUAUAACGAAGUUUUCUAUGAUCUUACUGCUAAUGCUGUUUUUGAUUCUUGAUCCAAGCAUUAUGGAAAUUUGUUUUACUUUGAGUUUGCUCAUCAAGGUGCCACACGAAAAUCGUCGCUAUUUCCAUGCAAACUGGGUAUCACUUAACAGGAAGGUACUCAUUUCAUAUUACCAUAUCAACUACGUGGUCGUAAUUUCAAAGACAUUAUUCCAAAUGUUUGAGACCAGUGUUCACUAUUUAAGACAUGGUAUCAAUCCAUAAAAUACAAAGCGAAAAACUAAUGACUUUGUUACGUAUGAAGGCAUUGCUAAUCUAUAAAGUGAGUACUUUAAAUUACUAUCUUUUAUGGAUGACCAAUCCAAGUGCCUAAUUUUAUCCGUGAACUCCAUUACCCUAAAGAUGCGGAUAUUGACAUGCAUCUAUUGAGUAAGAUUGAACAGGACUCCCAAAUAACACCGUACAGUUACUGAAGUAUGUCAACGACUUAUAAACUUUAAAAGUGACGAGGAAAUCUUUCAGCACCCGGGAAAACUCAGUUCAGUACAUAUAGUUUUAGCUUCAAAUCAAUCACCUAGCCAGUCCUCCCGAACCAACAACACAAAACAGCCUCCAUUAACAUGUCAAUAUUGCAGUGGAUAGCAUUUUUACCACUUUUGUUAUUUCAAAAACAACAUUGCAAUCAAUAAUGCAGCGAAAUCGGACACAGAAAUGAUUACUUUGAAUAACGUUGCAACAUAACCAAAUUUACUGUGAGGCGAAGAACUUCCCCCCCCCAAUCCAAGCGUGACACUAAUUCAAGGAUCCGCUAGGGGUAUAAAUUUAUCGCUAGCAGCUGGUGGAUAUAUUACUUACUAUCAAAUAGACAUUACAUAUAUCAUGGUCGUGUCGACCGAACUGUGAAAAUACGUAAGCUGAGCAACAUUCCACGAAACGCGUCAGGUUAUGAAAGUGCAAUGGGGUAUCGCACCUCAAGAUAUUACUAAAUUGUGAUGCUACAUAUCAAUCGGAAACAGUCUCUAAAUUAUGUUAUAUUAUUGGUGUGAAGGUAAACUUACUUGGUCUCUACUGAAUUAGUUCUCUAAGGUUCCGCAGUCUGUUCGGAUGUUGACGAUAAUUUCAUUUUCUUAUCCAUAUGGGUCUCAUUCUGGUACCCAUUUGUACUAGUAUUUAUGUAUUUUAAAUAAACAAAUAAAAAUGAUUACUUUUUUGCUACCGCAUCCAAGCAGAUUAUGUGAGUUUAGUAUUUUGAUUGGCUACAGGAAGUAGCAGAUAAGGUAAUAGCUGCUUCGAAUGAAACACAGGUACCGUUAAGUAGUUUGGAUUUUUGUUCAUUAGCACAAGUCGUCUUUAAAUACUUCAGGAAACUAUAAUUUGAUUUGGUAAGUCUGCUAUUAAAGUCCUUUGUACUUGAAGGUAUAUAUUAUUUAAUAACUGCAAAUAUAGUCCCAACUUACUUAUUCAGUCCAGACCAUAUAAGUGCACGUUAGCUUCAGCAAUAUAACAUGAUUCAAAUGUGAUUACACCUUGAAAUGUAUUAAAAUGAAGUGUUACCAUUUGAUUCGAUCCAGAAAACCUAUGGGAUAAAAGGGUUAAUAUCUUGUUGAUAUUUUAAAACGUGGUUUUUUGUAACCUCCCCGUUUGUUUCCGAAUUUCUAGUUUUCUCUCUUCAUAAGUAAUUAUCAUCUAAGUAUCUUAAACUGAUAGUAGUUGCUGAUAUCACAAUUAAUUGAUUCUAAAUUAUUUUAACGGCUAUGAUAUUUCAACCAAAAAGCUCUAGUUUCCCCAUAACUUUUCAAUAGUUCAUCCAUAUAGGGGCUAUUAAUUCGUAGUUCACUCAAAGUAAGUAAAAUAAUCACUUGUUUUUUUUAUCAAAAAAAAUUAUCAUAGGAUUUAUUGUUUUGUAAUUUUUAUUUUUUCGACUUAUACUUUUAUAGAAUUAUUAAAUGUUGAGAUUAGUCCUAAAUGGAAAGCACUUGUUGAACUACUAAAUGAAAUCUAUACCAACACAACUGAUCAAACAUUAAGUAAUACCAUAUUAAUUCUUGUCAGUCGUGAAAAUACAGCAAGGUAUCUUGAACGUUAUUUACAACGUGGAAUACAAUCUAUUAAGAAGUUUCUUGUUCAAACUUCAGAUUUACCUGAGUUACAGUCGCAUAAAAUACUACAGAAGGUAAUGUAUACAGUAUGAAAUAAAAUUAUGUAUAUAAUUGACGUUUGCAUCUCAGUUAAAUGAUUUUGUUGUUGAAUAAAAAUAAAGAGAAACCAGGGAUAAUUCGACGAAAUCAGUUACUUAAGCUGUACAUUUGUAGUUGUUCGGUGAAUAUGUCACUAAAAAGAUAGAAAAGAUCUCAUCGUAAAGUGAUUCGAGAUUUCAAGUAUCAAGUGAGAUUGCAUAAUAAUCAGUGGGUUAGAGGAAAAUAGGAGAAUGAACAUAAUUUCCGGGUCAGAAUUAUGAACGAUAAUUGUUCAUUUGACAGAUAUGAUGAAGAAUGAAAAACAUAAAGGUCGUAAUAAUAAUAGGACAAUAAUCAUGAAAAGUUUGUUAAAGGAUGAUAAUGACUGAUUACAGUUUGAAAUUACAAAGCAAUAAUAAAAACAAAACAAGACCAAAACAUACUGCAGAAGAGAGCUACGAACAAGGAAGUAUAAGAGGUUGAACGCAUCGUUUUCGCAUUCAGAGUUCGGGCUUGAAUUGGUGAAUUUCACGAUCAAACGUUAAUUUUCAGUAUAGAAUUGUGGAGAUUGUUGAGUUCCGCUGAAAUCAUGGUGGACCACCAUUGAUCGGUUCAUGAUUUCAACGAAAUAUAUAUUUAUUUGGCCAAUAUACACAACUACUAGUAUUUUGUUUUGUGGUAGUUUUAUUUCCCUCCAAAUUAUCAUUCUAACUUUCUUGUGCGCUAAAUUUCUCUUUUUGUUUUUCUUUGUAAAAAAACGAAAAAUAGUCUGCCAAAUUAAUGAAUCCGAAAUCUUCUGGAGAAUCAUCCGUAACUACUCUAACACAAAUUUGCAAAAAAUAUAAAUUUGAUGAAUUGUGUGGAGAUAAUGAUGACACUUCAUCCUCAUCAGAGGAAAAUUGUAAAAUGGAUAAUACUGAAAAAAUCACUAACAAUAAUAAUCGUUUGCCUUUAGGAUGUCAUGAAGUUAGCAUUCAUCCUAGUUUAUUAAUUUCAUCCAAUAUAAAGAUGUUUAAUUCACUUAAAAUUAUUAUACGUGUAACACCAACAUUUUCAGGUGAUGAAAAUAGUCAGUUUUAUGGGUCAGCAAAAGAUCACCAAGAUGAGUCCGAUUUAUUUGUACAACAAUAUGGUUAUCGAUUAUCAUAUAUUUUAGAUGUACUUCAACCUAAUUAUGUGAUAUUAUAUGAGCCCAAAUUAUCAUGGGUCAGAGAAUUAGAAGUGUACAAUGCACGUCUUCUAAUUCAACAUUUCUCAAAAAGUGACUCUUCAAGUAACAUCAGAGAGCUUAAUAAUUCUUUACCUUCAUUAAAAAUAUAUUUUGUACUGUAUGAAAAUUCCGUUGAAGAACAACGAUAUUUAACAAGUUUACGUAAAGUACGUUGAUUUUCAGCUCAUUUAUUUUUCUCAGACAUUUAUCAUUUUUAUAACUUAGUUGUGCAAAAUAUCAGUAAUUACUCUUCAGAGUGGACUUUUUAAAUAUACGGUGUGGUUUCAUUUUAGGUAAAAACAUGUAACACCAAACAAUUCUUUUUACGGACUCGACUGUGUAGCAUAACUAGUUGUGAAGCUACAGAGAUUAACACGUAAAUUUAAGAUUCCCUACGUUCUUUUCGUAUAACAAAUGUGUGGGUGACCUGAGAAAUAACAUUGAACAUGAAUAUGGUCGAAAACCUCAAACUAAGAGAACUUUGAUUUACUGUUCACGGUAAUUAAUGGGGAUGUCUUCAUUACAAAUUUUGUAAUACCUCGACAAAAAUAAUUAACAUAGUCACAAAUGGUUAUGUAAAUAUUAUAGAUGAGAAAAUAUUAUGGUAAAGUAGAUCAGUUCAAAAAAGGACAAGAUCACUAGUAAAAUUAACCAGUUUUUCUAACACCUCCGAAACAAUUUCCCUUAAUGUAUUCUAUAGCAUGUAUCCCUCUAGCCGAAAAGUACAUGUUGAAAUGUCUGAAGGUGUCACUUCUAUUAUCUGUUAAUCUGACUAACUGCAUUAUCUCACCCGCUGUCAUACAUAUAUUUUUAUCCGUACUUUUCCCCACGGCCUGUUAUAGCAGACAUAAAUUUUGAGCGCUGCUGUCACGUCCACACUUAGGUUUCAGACGCAUCUUAAUGUUGGAACUGUAGCGUUCAAGGUGGUCUUUCACUUUUUUCCUAUUCUCACCUAUCCACUAGGUUGUCUAUUUAAUGCAGUUCCGCCUCAUUUCAAGUAGGCAAACACCAGAAAUAUUCUGUUAUUUCAAUUUAAACAUCUUAUUUUCGAACUUCGAGUAAUAUUCGUUAAAGUAUUGUUACUACAAUGUGUUCACCUUGGCUGUUUUCUUGGAUGUUGUUAGUCGAAUUUUUGUUACUCGAAGGUCAAUUUAUUAUGGUCGACUGCCUUUAGUAUUCUGUUCUAUAGUCAUUAAUAGCUUAUUUCAGACCUCUUUUAUGUGCAUCAAAAUCGUUACCUGAUUUAUUGAACAACAGGAAAGUAAACUGUAUGUAUAAUCUGUUUUCUCUUCCAAAGGAAAAAGAAGCAUUUGAAUCUCUUAUUCAGCUAAGUAGCACUCUUGUUAUACCAAAAGAUACAACAAUACCAUAUGGAAAAUUACACGCAGGUGAUAAUCAAGCAGUGUCUCGUGUAAUUGUAGAUAUGCGUGAAUUUCGUAGUGAGCUACCAGCACUUUUACACAGAAAAGGAUUAAAAGUAGAACCUAUGACUUUAAGUAUUGCAGAUUAUAUUCUUGCUCCGCAUUUGUGUGUUGAAAGAAAAUCUGUUAGUGAUCUGAUUGGUUCUCUUAACUCUGGACGACUAUAUCAUCAAGCUACUGCAAUGUCACGUCAUUAUACAAGUCCAGUUCUCCUAAUUGAAUUUUCUAUACAUAAUAAAGUUUCUAGUUUAAAUCAUGGGAGUACAAGAGGAUUUCAUGGAAGUGAAGCAGUUGGUUUUACCUUGUACACUGGGCGACAUGCAAUUAACCCUAGUUCAGAGUUUAAUUCCCAUCAUCUUUUAUCUAAACUUGUUUUGCUCACUAUCCACUUUCCUAAUCUACGAAUAUUUUGGAGCAUGACUCCCUAUUGUACUGCAGAAUUGUUUGCGGAGAUCAAACUUGGUCGACCAGAACCAAGUGUUGAAAAACUUCCUCAGGAUGGUGAUCAUUUAGAGGAUCAUAAUGUUGAGGCUGUUGACAUGCUAUUAAAAUUACCAGGUGUAUCAUGGAAAAACUACCGGCGCAUAAUGAGUCAUGUUUCUUCUUUAUACGAUUUGGUUAACUGCAGUAUGGAAAGGUUAGCAGAAAUUUUGGAUAGCAGUGAAUCUGCUGUUAAACUGCACAAUUUCCUCCAUUCCAAAUGUAGUGGCUUAGUUUCGAAUGCCUCGACAGAUAUUGCUGAUGAACCAUUCAAGUGUCAAAACAGACGUAAAGCCAGACUAAAUUUAUCAGCUUGUGUAAGAACACGUCGUGGGAAAGGUUGUGGGCCUAUCAAAAUGUAGCCCGAUUUAAUUAAUAAUGAUAAAUAUUUGUAACAAUCUUGUACAUAAAAUAAAAUUUAAGUUCCUAUUCUAA